AUGGCUCCUGCUGCUGCCCAUGCGGCUGAGGGCAUCAUCACGUCCAUCGAUGUGGACUCGAUGCCGCCUUUCUGGCGCCGGAAAAAUGGAAUUUUGCUCUAUUUUCUCUUAACAUCCUCCCUGCUUGCAAGUGCAGCGCUCGGUAUCGACGGGUCCAUGACGAAUGGCAUGCAGGUCUUGGAAUCCUGGCAAAACCGAUUCGGACAUCCCGAAGGUGCCAAGUUGGGCUUCUUCGGCGCGGCCAAUGCCAUUGGCGGCGUGAUUCCCUUCAUAUUCCUGAGUUGGAUCGGUGACAAGUUUGGUCGACGCUUACCAACCGCACUGGGGUCCGUCAUCAUUAUCACCGGCGUGAUCAUUGAAUUCUUUGCUACGUCGUUGAACAUGUACAUUGGAGGGAAGAUCGUGCUGGGCGUAGGAUCUUCGCUCAUUCAAAUGGGUGCUCCUGUCUUGGUCACUGAGUUAUCUCAUCCCAAGGAGCGUGUUCAAAUCACCACUUUCUACAACACUUCGAUCGUGCUUGGAUAUGUCAUUGGUGCCUGGGCCACAUUUGGCUGCUACAGAAUCUCUAGCCAGUGGUCUUGGAGGCUUCCAACUUUAAUCCAAGUCGUUCCUUCGGCAUAUCAAUUCUGUCUGAUUUGGUUCUGUCCUGAAUCCCCUCGCUGGCUGAUUGCAAAGGGCCGCCACCAGGAAGCGCGCCAAAUACUAAUCAAGUAUCACGGGGAGUGCGAUCCUAACUCCGAGCUGGUCAAUGUCGAGUGUGCCGAGAUCCAACAGGCUCUGGAUAAAGAAGUCGAGAGUAACAUGACGUGGAAAGACUUCUUUUCUUCUCGAGCUAAUCUCAAGCGCAUCUUUCUCUGCUUUGCGACUGCAGUAUUCAGCCAAAGCUCUGGUAACUUGCUUGUCUCGAAUUAUCUCACACAAAUUCUCAAAGACACGGGCCUGAAGACGGAGUACGAAAUCACACUUGUGAAUGGAAUGGUCACAUUGUGGCAAUACAUUGUCGCCAUUUUCGUCACAUUGAUUAUCGAUCGAUUCCGCCGCCGCUUCUUCUUCCUUACCGGGUCCGGUGGCGUUCUCGUCACCUUCAUUGUGUGGACGAUUGCCGCUCAACAAUACCUGGAACACAAUUCAUUAACCGCCGGCCGUGUUGUGAUCGCUUGUAUCUUCUUUUUCCAAGCGUUUUACACUUUUGCGUGGACCAACCUUAUUGUCACGUACCCUCUCGAAGUUGUCACUCUUCAAAUGCGAGCCAAGACGUGGGCAUUCGUUCUACUCACGAUUCAAGUAGCAUCUAUCUUUGGAAGCUACGUCAACCCUAUUGGACUGAAAAACAUUGGGUGGAAAUUCUAUAUCUAUUAUGAUAUAUGGGUGUUCAUCGUCUUCCUCGUCGUUUACUUCUUCUUCGUUGAGACAGCUGGUCCCACCCUUGAGGAGCUGGCCUAUCUGUUUGAAGGGGAGGAUACGAAGCGUGAGCUAGUUGAGAAGAUUGAAGAGAAGAAAGAACAAGUUCAAUACGAAGAGCAUGUGGAGGGCAAGUCUGCCUAA
Messenger RNA from Penicillium maclennaniae, 1545 nucleotides. RefSeq names its product putative MFS hexose transporter. The transcript has 2 exons. Gene Ontology annotation, molecular function: carbohydrate:proton symporter activity. Lineage: Eukaryota; Fungi; Ascomycota; Eurotiomycetes; Eurotiales; Aspergillaceae. Bases 1 to 1545 code for a protein of 514 amino acids. Gene Ontology annotation, cellular component: membrane. The record is from RefSeq and is a predicted model, not a curated record. Gene Ontology annotation, biological process: carbohydrate transport; transmembrane transport.